AUGUCGGAAAGUCCGAGUGUCACCCGUUUCAUGGCCACACAGAUUGUGGACAAUCGGACGCAUUGGGAAGCUCUGCAGAGGAUUAUUUCAACUCUGGCAAAUAAAAAUGAUGAAAUUCAGAACUUUAUUGAUACACUGAAUCAUACAUUAAAAGGAGUUCAGGAAAAUUCUUCUAACAUACUUUCAGAGUUAGAUGAAGAAUUUGAUAGUCUGUACUCUAUAUUGGAUGAGAUGAAGGAGAGUAUGAUUAGCAGUAUCAAGCAGGAACAAGCUCGUAAAUCCCAAGAGUUACAGGCUGCCAGACAGAUCAAGGAUAGAGUCACAAUGGCAUCAGCCUUUCGCCUUUCUUUGAAACCAAAAGUCAGUGACAACAUGACUCACUUAAUGGUGGAUUUCUCUCAGGAAAGACAGAUGCUGCAAACUUUGAAGUUUUUGCCAGUUCCCAAAGCUCCAGAGAUAGAUCCAGUAGAGUGUUUGGUGGCUGACAACACAGUAACGGUAGCAUGGAGAAUGCCCGAAGAAGAUAAUAAGAUAGACCAUUUUAUACUGGAAUAUAGGAAGACGAAUUUUGAUGGGCUUCCACGUGUGAAGGAUGAGAGAUGCUGGGAGACCAUUGAUAAUAUUAAGGGAACUGAAUAUACAUUAUCGGGUUUAAAAUUUGACGCGAAGUAUAUGAAUUUCAGAGUGCGAGCUUGUAACAAGGCUGUGGCUGGAGAGAAUUCUGAGCCGGUGACUCUAGAGACCAAAGCACUUAACUUCAGUUUGGAUAACUCAUCAUCCCAUGUGAACCUGAAAGUUGAAGAUACUUGUGUAGAGUGGGAUCCCACUGGUGGAAAAGGUCAAGACAGUAAAGCUAAAGGAAAAGAGAACAAGGGCAGAAGUGGUACGCCGUCCCCUAAACGGACAUCGGUAGGCUCCAGACCACCAGCAGUGAGAGGCAGCAGAGACCGUUUCACUGGAGAAUCAUACACAGUGCUGGGAGAUACUGCUAUUGAAAAUGGACAACAUUACUGGGAGGUCAAGGCCCAGAAGGACUGUAAAUCGUACAGUGUGGGAGUAGCGUAUAAAACUUUGGGUAAAUUUGACCAGUUGGGAAAGACAAACACUAGUUGGUGUAUCCAUGUUAACAACUGGCUACAAAACACAUUUGCAGCAAAACAUAAUAAUAAAGUCAAAGCCUUGGAUGUCACUGUUCCUGAGAAAAUAGGUGUAUUUUGUGAUUUUGAUGGAGGUCAGCUUUCUUUCUAUGAUGCAAACUCAAAACAAUUGUUGUAUUCCUUUAAGACAAAAUUUACUCAGCCAGUGCUUCCUGGUUUCAUGGUUUGGUGUGGUGGACUUUCUUUGAACACUGGGAUGCAGGUUCCAAGUGCUGUGAGAACACUUCAGAAAAGUGAAAAUGGAAUGACUGGCUCAGCUAGCAGCCUGAACAACGUUCCUCAGUAG
This is a messenger RNA of Orycteropus afer afer, 1443 nucleotides long. Lineage: Eukaryota; Metazoa; Chordata; Mammalia; Tubulidentata; Orycteropodidae. The record is from RefSeq and is a predicted model, not a curated record.